Molecule: messenger RNA, 1131 nt
Organism: Fusarium sp. VM40
Lineage: Eukaryota; Fungi; Ascomycota; Sordariomycetes; Hypocreales; Nectriaceae
Source: the annotation of a GenBank genome assembly
AUGGGUCUCUUCCGCAAAGAAAAGACUCCUCACGGAGCGACACCCGCCACCACAAAGACCCGACACCAGAAGCCCGUUCACGAUCCUCUGUCAAUGUCGCGCCGCCCUUCUUUCGGCCAGUGGCUCAAGGCUACAUGGCUCGACAUUCUCACCAUGGCUAUUAUGGGUGCCAUCGGUCUCGGUGUCUACUGGGCUAAGCCUGCACCUGCGCGAUCCUUCCCUGUUACCUUCAGCGACGGCGAGAUUGUCUGGCCCGAGUACGGAUACCCUCUCCGCGGAGAGAUUGUUCCCAUCUGGGCUGCCGCUUUGUUGGCUGCUCUUGUUCCCAUCUUCAUCUUCCUCGUGAUGCAGAUCCGAGUCCGCAGCUUCUGGGAUGUCAACAACGCCACCAUCGGUCUUCUCUACGCCCUCAUCACUGCCGCCGUCUUCCAGGUCUUUGUCAAGUGGCUCAUCGGUGGUUUCCGACCUCACUUCCUUGCCGUCUGCAAGCCCGACAUGCAGCGAGCUCGCACCAUGGGAGGAUACAACAACAAGGGAUACCUCCAGCUCUACUACACCCCUGACAUCUGCACUGGUGACAAGGCCGAGAUCAACGAUGCGCUUGAGUCCAUGCCCAGCGGCCACACCACUGCCGCCUUUGCUGGCUUCGUCUACCUUUACCUGUACCUCAACGCCAAGCUCAAGGUCUUCUCCAACUACCACCCCGCCAUGUGGAAGCUCAUCGCCACCUACGCCCCCCUCCUCGGAGCCACUCUAAUCGGUGGAGCUCUUACCAUCGACAAGUACCACCACUUCCACGAUGUCUUCGCCGGUGCUGUCAUUGGUACCAUCUUUGCCUUCUCUGCCUACCGCAUGACCUACGCCGCUGUCUGGGAUUGGCGCUACAACCACAUUCCCCUCAACCGAGGCAUUCCUUUCAACUACUCCAUGGGCCAGGCCGAGCUCACUGAUGCUGUUUUCACCCGCAAAGUUGGCUGGGGAUCCCACGGUGGUAGCUCCUACGGCCAUGGCCACCACGGCCACGGAAUGAAGAGCGAUGGAUCUGAGCACAUGCACGGUGCUGGAUACAACAACGGUUCUAUUCCUCGACGACCUGUUGGGGAGGGUGUUCGAGGUGAGCACAUGGUUUAA